GGGCCCCUUGCCCGUCCUGCUCCUCUCCUCCAGAGUUACGGUCGGGCACUCGCUCCCCUCCCUCGCGGCCCCCACCCCAAGUCCCAGCCGCGCGCGCCUUCCCCCACCCCUCCCGCGGAGGGCGCGCGCGCCCCGUGCUCCCAUGCGCCGCUGCUGCCCGGCUCUAUUUGUAAACACUCCGGCCGCCGCCGCCGCCGCCUCCUCCUCCGCUGCUGCCGCCGUCGUCGCCGCCGCCGCCGCCGCCGCCCGCCCGUUGCCUCUGCCGUUGCCGCAGCAGCUUCCAACCAAGAUGGCGGCCGGUGGGAGCGGCGGCGGCCUGUCGUCCUGCCCGCCGGGGGUGGGGAACGGCUGCAGCAACGGCAACGGCGGCGGAGGCGGCGGCGGUGGGGGGCCCGGCCCGGGCCUGAGUUACAAUAACUGCGCCGUGGCUGCGGCCGCGGCUCCGGCCCCCGGAAACCCGGCGGCCGCCUCCGCUUCCUCCUCCGCUGCCGCCGCCGCGGCCUCCUCCGCCUCCGUCGCCGCAGCUGGGCUCGGGACAGCCUCUGUCCAGGCCGCAGGGAGCGGCGGGACAGGCUCGGCCGUGGCGGCGGCGGCGGCGGCGGCCCCCGGUCCGGGCCCGGCCUCCGGUCCGGCCCCGCCCGGGGCCGUAGGGGCGGCGGCGGCGGGGCUGGUGCUGCACCGUGAGCCCGUCUACAACUGGCAGGCGACUAAGCCCACGGUGAAGGAGCGUUUCGCUUUCCUCUUCAACAACGAGGUGCUCAGCGACGUGCACUUCCUGGUGGGCAAAGGCAUGAGUUCGCAGCGCAUCCCUGCGCACAGGUUUGUGUUGGCUGUGGGCAGUGCUGUCUUCGAUGCAAUGUUUAAUGGUGGAAUGGCCACAACUUCUACAGAAAUUGAACUGCCAGAUGUGGAACCUGCUGCUUUCUUAGCUUUACUCAAAUUUCUUUAUUCUGAUGAAGUUCAGAUUGGACCAGAGACUGUUAUGACCACACUUUAUACAGCUAAAAAGUAUGCUGUUCCUGCUCUUGAAGCACACUGUGUGGAAUUUCUAAAGAAAAAUCUCCGAGCUGAUAAUGCUUUCAUGCUUCUAACACAGGCAAGACUUUUUGAUGAACCCCAGCUGGCCAGCCUGUGCUUGGAGAAUAUAGAUAAAAACACAUCAGAUGCCAUCAAUGCAGAGGGUUUCACAGACAUCGAUUUAGACACACUUGUUGCUGUGUUGGAGCGGGAUACCCUGGGCAUUCGAGAGGUUCGUUUAUUUAAUGCAGUGGUCCGCUGGUCAGAGGCAGAGUGUCAGCGGCAGCAACUUCCAGUGACUCCAGAAAAUAAGCGGAAAGUUUUGGGCAAAGCCCUCUCUCUCAUUCGUUUCCCUCUGAUGACAAUUGAAGAAUUUGCUGCAGGGCCUGCUCAGUCAGGCAUUCUCACUGACCGUGAAGUGGUCAGCCUGUUUCUCCAUUUUACCGUGAACCCAAAGCCCCGAGUGGAGUUCAUCGACAGACCACGCUGCUGUCUGCGAGGGAAGGAGUGUAGCAUCAACCGUUUUCAGCAGGUGGAGAGCCGCUGGGGCUAUAGUGGAACCAGUGACCGGAUCAGGUUCUCAGUUAACAAAAGGAUAUUUGUGGUUGGGUUUGGAUUAUAUGGAUCAAUACAUGGACCAACGGAUUAUCAAGUCAACAUACAGAUCAUUCACACUGACAGCAACACGGUCCUGGGUCAGAAUGACACUGGCUUCAGUUGUGACGGGUCCUCUAAUACAUUCCGGGUCAUGUUUAAGGAACCUGUGGAGAUUCUGCCCAAUGUUAACUACACGGCAUGUGCAACACUGAAGGGUCCGGAUUCCCACUAUGGCACCAAAGGCCUGCGUAAAGUGAUCCGCGAGUCACCCACAACAGGGGCCAAGACCUGCUUCACAUUCUGUUAUGCAGCUGGAAACAACAAUGGCACCUCUGUGGAGGAUGGACAGAUCCCAGAGAUCAUCUUCUACACAUAAUGGCCUGCCUGGCAGGACUGUCCUGGAGUGGCCGCCCAGGGCCUUCUCCCCCUCUUCUCCGGCUGAGUCCAACCGUGCCAAUGGGCGAGGCUGGCCCAACACACACCUCCAUGUUUCUGCCUCGUGUUAGUGAUGCCGCUGCCGCUCUCCCCACAGACUGGUUUACAGGAAUCCACUAUAGUCACAUGGGGCUAGUGACUGCCUCCAUUUUAGUGGUUAUCUUAUCCUCUGAGUUCAUGAAAAGCAUUUUUAAAAAUUGUAAUGAAUGUAGAUGCUUUUACGUUGAUUAGAAGCAUGAAAAAAAAUACUUUGGUUGAGGUGGGAAAUUUCCUGUAAUGAGACAAUCCCUUAAGAGAUUGAAAAAAGAAAAAGAAAAAAAAGAGGGUCAUAUUGACCCCUGCCAUCUCCUUCUCCCCCUUCCCUCCCACAUACUCCUUACACAUACACAGGGGAAAGAGCAUUUGCCCUCUGGGUCCAGGGACACCUGACGGUGAAAUUUGAUUCACUGCAAAAUGACUGUCUGAAGAGAGCCCUGGGAUGCACGUGGGACAUGUGUAGCCCCUUGUUAACUAGAGACAAUCUGUAUGUUCAGUAGGCUGUAUGUCUAAUAGGUGGCACCAAUUUAACUGACCACCUAUCUGUAAGUGAGGGAUAGCAUGUGAAGAGGAGCAGAGGUGGGAUCCCAGGGUGCCACAUCAGACUUUGCUCCUGGGUCUAGAUAGUGGCACCAUUUUGUUAGUGUCCAGUAAGUUUGGGGGUGACUCCAGAAUGUCUCGGGGAGCCAGUUGAGGAGAGAAAAAGGAAGUCCUUUCAGCGGCAGGAGUUGUCAGGUGAACUAACCUGAUCCCAGAUUCCCCCCCAAAACUGCCGUUGUCUGUGUCAUUUAUUUUUGUAGACUGCACGUUGCAAUGCAUUCUUGGAUUUACCUUUCUCCUAUAAGGAGGGGUAUGUAUGGGGUUGGGGAAGGGAGAGAAUUCAUUCUUAUUUUGUGUGAGAAUGAGUGUGUGUGUGUGUGUGUGAGUGAGUGAGUGAGUGAGUGAGUGAGUGUGUGUGUGUGUGUGUGUGUGUGUUCCCUGGUGCCCAUCACCUGUGUGGAUUCCUAGAUGCCCAGAGCCUAGAUCAGGAAACCACCCAGCCCAGAGGGCUCCUUGACAGAUGGCCCUGGGCUUAGGAAACAUUUCAGGAACACGUUGCAGACUUUGUACUUGGUUGUUCCCGUUCCUCUUAGUCCUCCUGUAGUCAGAAGUGGAGCCUGGGCUUGCCUGGGCCAGUCUCUUCCUGGCUUUAAUGAAGCUAAUUUCUCUGUAGCCUUUUUCUAAAGGGCUUAUGCUUGGGACAGAUCCUCAGUACAGAAGGGGGCAGCUUAUAUCCAUUUGAUUUUGCCUUGUUCUUACUGUAGAAGAGUGAGGACGUCCCUUUCCCCUUUUACUUUGUGCAUGGGAGGGGACUGACUCUGAAAUUUUAUUUACAACUGGAUACUCACAGAAAUGUCAAAUUUUCCUUAUUUGAGAAUUGCAUGGAGCCACUUCCCUGUCCCUUUUCUUUAUAUCUUGGUCAAAGGAUGUUACUCAGAUCCCCAAAGGGCAAAAAAGACCAGAGUUUAUUGUUCCCUUGCUUUUCUCUUCAGGGCUGCUGAGGGAGCCGUGUCCGGUGUCAGAAAGGGAGACCAAGAUGGGCCUAUUUUCUACCGUGUUGGAACGUGUGGCUUAGUUCUUUUGGCUUAUCUCUCUGGGCACUAAUGUGCCCCAUAUCUGCCUCCUGCCCUCCUACCUCCUCCCUCACAGCAAAGAGCCAGGAAGUUGCCUUCUGCCUUGCUGUUCGAGGUCUGAGGACUUGUAUCUGAGGGCAGUUUUCUUAUUGGGGUGAAAUACUGAUCCCCUUUUCUCUUCUACACAAAUUGUAGCUAGGCCUUGCCAGCCAGGCAGUCACUAAACUGGUAGCGGGCAAUAACUGUAAAACCCAAUUGAACAGAGGUAGUAAAGCUCGAAGGCCCAGACUUAGUGUGCUGGUGACGGCCAGUAUUCAUGUCCUAGAUCCAGUCCUUGGGUCAGGAACCCGAAAUCAUUCUGUGUGUCAGCUAGAUUCCUCAGUGAAUGACCAAGCCCGCUAGCCCUUGCUCCGAAGGAAAAUGUCUGCUAGGUAGGUUCCGUUUGCUCUUUUGUUAGCGUUUGCCUUGGAUUUCUUUUUCCCUUGGUACUGUUUCUGAAUGUAGGAGUUCUCUGUAUAAAGGUGCUGGAGGGACACCAUCGGGUCUCCCUGCCCUCCCCCUCUUCCUUUCUCAUCUUGUCCCGUCCCCCUGCCCAAGAAAGCAGGACAUUCCUUGGGUAUUGUACUGAGCACUUGUCACGGGAAGGUGAUUUGCCUGUCUGUGUGUUGGGGUGUGUGUGUUCAUUCCAACAGGUUUUCUGUUUCAGUGAUUCCUUCUGUUCGACAGAAUCCCUCCUCCCAGAAGCCAUGGCAAAGGUGUGAUCCCUCACGCCAUCCUAUUGAAAUGAUUUUUAAAAAAUAAAAUAAAUGUGUACACAUAUUCCGAGCAAUGUACAUUCUUAUGGCUUUCUGCAGGUUGGGCAUCGUAGCUAGGAUGAAUGUAACGCAUUGCCGAACACGCCCGUCUCCUCAAGUGGGAGAACUUCCUUGUAUCAUGUCCACUCUGAACUGGAGUUGGGAAUGUCUAGAUUCAUAAGCAUUGCUAUAUCGAUGAAUGUAUCUAAUGAUUUCUCAUAUUCAGUGUUCAAACACUCUGCUUUUGGCCAGCUUUGUGACUUGUAAAUAGGUAAUCAAUAAAGACAUGGGGUUGGUUGUCUUUAA
Molecule: messenger RNA, 4798 nt
Organism: Monodelphis domestica (gray short-tailed opossum)
Lineage: Eukaryota; Metazoa; Chordata; Mammalia; Didelphimorphia; Didelphidae
Gene: BTBD2
Product: BTB domain containing 2
Biological process (GO): neurogenesis
Cellular component (GO): P-body; cytosol
Molecular function (GO): protein binding
Source: RefSeq, a predicted model, not a curated record